GGGCCGCUCACACCGGCGGUGGCGGCGGCGGCGGCGGGGCCAUGAAGGUGAAGAAGAGCGGUGGGGCCGGGGCGGCGGCGGCAGCUCGUACCGAGGAGGAGCUGGGCCGUAAGGCGCUCAUCGGGCCCGAUGAUGUGCUGGGGCUGCAGCGGGUCACCAGCGAUUAUUUGUGUACUCCAGAGGAAAAUGUUUACAAGAUAGACUUCACCAGGUUCAAAAUCCGGGACAUGGAGUCUGGCACAGUCUUGUUUGAGAUCACCAAACCGGCAGCCUCAGAACGUGAACACAAUGACAAGAAGGACAUUGACCCCAAUGCUGGACGGUUUGUGCGUUACCAGUUCACUCCUGCUUUUCUUAGACUUCGGCAAGUGGGAGCCACGGUGGAAUUCACAGUAGGGGACAAGCCCAUCAAUAACUUCCGCAUGAUCGAGAGGCACUACUUCCGGGAUCAGUUGCUGAAGAGCUUUGAUUUCGAGUUUGGGUUCUGCAUCCCCAGCAGUAAGAACACUUGUGAGCACAUCUAUGAGUUUCCCCAGCUCUCUGAGGAUCUCAUUCGCGAGAUGAUCCUUCAUCCCUACGAGACACAGUCGGACAGUUUCUACUUUGUAGACAACAAGCUGGUGAUGCACAACAAGGCAGAUUAUUCCUACAGCGGAGGACCUUAAGCACAGGGUGGACAGCAGACCCAUGCUGGCCUUCCCUUCCUAGUGAAGUCGUCAGGGAUACCAACACCUUCAGUUCCGUUGCCUACAAUGUCAAGUGGAGAAGGACCAAACCAAGGACUCUUGGCCACAGUAGGAGUUUCAUGACUAAAUUCGUCAGUCUCGUCUUUUUCUUUCCUUUGAGCUCUGAAACAGACCCAAUUCUUCAGAACUUUAAGGGGUUCUACAAUGCUAAAUGGUCUUUGGAUACCACUUCCCUAAGUUCUUCAAGUGUCUGCUUUGAAAACGGCCUUGUGGGACCUGGGGAUGUUGCCCCAAAUCCUGCGGAUUGGUGUUCCUGCCCUCCACUGUCUUUUAGGACGUUCUGAAAGACCAGAGUCUGAGAAACCACAAGAGUGGAGGGAUGCAAAUGCAGAGUUUCAUUUGUGUCUCUUUGUGAAUCCUUCAAAGGCACGGCCAAUUUAACUUGUCCAUCCAGCUGCACAUGUCGAGCCUAAUGUCUUAUGAAAGCAAGCUUCACCUUUAGGUUAGCUCUCUGCAUAAGUGUCUCAUCCUUUAGUUUUGUUCCUUCCAUGGCAUGUUCUGUUUAAUCUUGGGAACACUGAAACUCGCAGUGAAGACCAUCAAGUAGUUCAGUGUCAGAGCUGGUGCUGUCCUUUUACAUUUCAGGUGAAGGCAAAAUAGCUUUGAGGGUCUAUGAACUUCCAUUAGGUGUUUUUUUGCAAACUGAUUGCAGAAUAAUCAGGAUAAGUGGAAAGAUUUUGGCUUUCUUAACAUUUUUUUUGCAUAGCUAAUAUUCAGCCUGCUCCUGAUGUAUGUUUUCAAUGUCUAAUCUCUGCUCAGUCCUCAGAUAAGGGCUUGAACACUGCUUGUUAGAGCAACUCUUUCAUUUGUCUAGAGCAGUUGGAGAGUGUUAGGAUUUCCAAUUUUCCAUUUCUGCCUGAAAUGGAAGGAUGCUGUGAUGUUGUUUUUCCCUUGUUAAAAACUUUUCCCAUUGGAUAUUAAUAGAGGCAAAACAGUAAGUCUGAUCACUAAGUAGGACUUUAAGGCUCAGCAAAGCUUUAGAGCUUUCCCUUCAGACUCUGCUAGAAGCUGAAGAUGAAUUUUGCCCAAGUUUCUCAGAGUGUGCUUCUUGGAAAGACAGAAGUGCAGAGAAGUAGCAAUAUCAAAAUAGCAAUCUAGUGUAUGCAAACCAAAACCUGAGGGGGCUGGCUGGGGCAGCCUCUUGUCAUGAAACCCUUACUCUAGAGGUCAGCUUGCUGAUAACUUUGAAAAAUGAAAUAAAAUGGAAUAAAAGGCAGUUGCAGUUUGUAGAUAACUCUAUAAAUACUUGGUGUCUCCAUGUCUAAUUCUGUGAGUUGAAGUGGAACAUUGUGUGUUUAGCCUCAGAUAGGUGUGGUUGUAAUAACUUCUCUAAGCUAACCAUUCUCAGUCAUGGUGAGCAUCUCUCUAGUUCACAGCCCAAGUCAACCAGAGCUAAGAACGGUUCCAGAUGAGACCAUCUGCCUAAAAGCAGGGCGGGUGGUUGUGCUCUUCUGGGGGUUGUGAUCACUAUUAAGUGUGUUCCCAUUUUUGUGCUAGGCUUGGCUUUCUGUACUUCUGGAAGAGAAUUCUGUUUUCUAAAGACAAUGCAAUGAGCUUAGGUUACAGCACAGAGUUUUUUAAUCAGAUUGAUAGCUAAGGAAGUACGUGAAGUUCACUGCUCUCACACAAUAGUACCUUGUAGUCAUUAUUGUCACAAUGAGACUUGUAUUUAUCACUAUUUUUUGUCACUAGCCUAUUAAAUCAUGCAAUUAGCCUACGGCUGACUUACCUUUUGAGAGUUGCAAAGAAUUUCUUCAUUAUUUGGACGAUGUUUUGAGCUACUGAUCAUUAAGUUUCAUAGCGCAGCAAUUACUAAAGGUGAAAAUAGUUUCCAAAAGUUUGGGUCUUUUCCUCCCUCUUUUUUCUUUUCUUUUCCCAUCAGAGCUGUUAAGCUGUCAGUGUAUUCAAUGACAUUUUGCACAUUUAAGUGUUUCUGAAUUUUGUUCCAACUUUUGAAGGAGAAAAGACACCAAUUUCUAACACUGCCAGGUCGCUGCUCGACUGUGUCCUUCAGCACCACAUCGACAUGGUUGGUUAACACUGCCAGGGAUGGAGACCCCAGCAUUGCCCUGGGCAGCCUGUUCCAGGGCUUGACAACCCUUUUGGCUAAGAAAAUUUUUCCUAAAGCCCAACCUAAACCUCCCCAUGUGCAUCUUGAGGCCAUUUCCUCUCAUCCUAUCACUUCUUAUUUGGGAGAAGAGAGCAACCCCCAUCUUCCUACGACCUCCUUUCAGGAAGUCCUAGAGAGCACUGAGGUCUCCCCUCAGCCUCUUUUUCUCCAGCAUCAUAGAAUCAUAGAAUGUCAGGGGCUGGAAGGAACCUUGAAAGUUCAUCUGGUCCAUCCUCCCUGCCAGAGCAGAUCACCUAGAGCAGAUCACACUGGAAUGUAUCCAGUUUUUUAAUAUCUCCAGAGGGGAAGACUCCACAGCCUCCCUGGGCAGCCUCUUCCAGUGCUCUGCCACCCUCACAGGGAGAAAAAAAUUCUUCCUCAGGUUCACAUGGAUCCUCCAAUGCCUCAACUUCCACCCACUGCCCCUUGUCCUGUCACUGAGCAAAACAACCCCAUUUCCCUCAGCUGCUCUCCAUGAGACUUGUGCUGUAGACCUUUCAACAGCUUUGCUGCUCUUCCCUGGACGUGCUCCAGCACCUCAAUGCCCUUCCUGUAGUAAGAUUCCCACUAUGAUUGAAAGACAGAAGAGAGGGUAUUUAUAGCUGGCACCCUGUGCAGUUUUUUGGGGUAUCUUCCAGCUCUCACCUACUGUUCCUAACAGUCAUUGCUGUCCAUAAUAACCACUUCUGUGCAUGAGAUUUUCUAGCAAUGGUGCUUGCCUGGAGUUGCCAGGCAUCUAUUUCAGAGUAAUCUACGUUUCAAGCAGAAAUUAACACCUGGCUAUGCUUUGGUGAGAGCACUUUGUAGAGCUCUGGUGCAGGCUCUUGGGUCCUGACACUGAGGAUCCUCUCUGUACAGCAUAUCACUGUCAGCUGAUCAGAAAGGCUCAUGUCUUUUUCAAUUCUACCUCCUUUUAAGACUUUGGACAUCAAGAGUUAUUCCACAGAAAUAGUACUGUGAUCAGCAAAAGCUUGAGUGGUAGGCAUGCCCCUUUCAAAAUGGACCUGGAGGAAGUUACCUUGUUCCCAGCAGCAGAGUCUGUUGUGAAAUGGCUUUUCAGGCACUGCAUGUUGCAGGAGGGUUGAGGUUAACCAUAGAGGAUGAGCUCUCCUGUGUGGAUGUGCUGGAUACUGCUAACUGCUCUAUGGGUAAUAAUUUCAGGCUAACAGGAAGUUAAUUUAAAUCAUAUAGGAGAUGUUUUACUGAAUGAAUUUGUGGUCUUCUAUUAUUAGGGACACUUGAAACCAGAAAUAAACACCAGGCACUUUUAAUAAGAUACAUUUCAACCUACUUUAGCUUUCUGGUUUGGGGAAUGUUACUUUUUAUGGAAGCCCCCAGGGUUAAGAACAAGUUAAACCAAGGCAAAUAACUUUAUGUUGGGAAGUGUAAGGAAGGUGCUUUCUGUAUUCCACUGUGACAGUUGCCACUGUUACCCGUUUCACCUAGGAAUGGAUUGUUUGCAUUUCCUUAAGGUCAUCUGCACCCACAGUGGUUACAAACAUGUGGGAGUUGCUGGCCAAGGGGGAGGUUUCAUUCCUUUUCUGCCUGUAUGUGCUGAUGGGACACUGGAUUGGUACAUAUGAACAGCACUAGAAGGGUGUUUCUUCAGAACCUCCUGUGGCACAGUUGCUGUUCUAAUGCCACUUCUGUCCAUGUUCUCAUUAAAGCCAUGUGCAGAAUUUGAUGGUAAAGACCUUGCAUCAUACAGCACUGAACAACUUCCAGCUCAGAAGCUGAGAGCUCUUGGGGUCAGGUGUAAAAUGAAACCCACUUUAUUUUUUCCCCUUAAAUUGGCAGCUGGUGCUUAAUUAUCAGCUAGUUGAAAAUCAGAUCUGAACAGCAUUAUUCACAAAAGAAUUUGCUGGUCUCCUUGGCUAGGUAAUAUUUAGGUUUUUUUAAUAUGAAUCUAUAUUUGGUUUGCUUUGGAAGUUCAUCUCCAAAAUCGGUGAAUACUGGCUCUGGGAAAAAAGAAUUCUAGUGUUUUUUGUCUUUGGCCUCAUUUUAACAUGCAUUUGAAUUAGCACCAGUGUGGAAAUUCAGGAUCUCACUUCCUGAAAGCUAAAGAAAACUUCUAGAAGCUAACCCAGAUGAUCAGCUAAUAAUGACCUGCUGUUUCCUGCCCUAAGACAGCAUUAGAUGUGUCCUUUACAGAGGGAAUUAAUCUUGGGCAAAGGAACUAAGGCUCUAUGAAGGCUGACAGUGACAUCAUUUUCCUGAGAGACAAGGAAAUGAUAACUCAACACAUUCUUUCAGUUUUUCUCAGUCUGGGAUUCCUCUAAAUGUCAGGUUUUGGAAAGAGAGGUAGCAGCGUGUGGGUAACUGCCAUGCUGAUGCUCCAGCAAUUCACUGACUUUAUUGGCAGAAGGAAAACAAUUCAUUUUCAAAGUUAACAGAUCCAGUGUUAAGUAUGGUUGAAAUUCUAGGAACUUGGUUCUCAGAUCAGCAGCUGAGGCUGAAAUUGUUUCUGUGAGCGUAGCCUUCCCGUGGUGGUACUGGUGAGGUGUGUGGGUAAUCCACUCACCCUGACACAGAGGGACUUGACUCUUUUUCUUAAGCUGUAGAAAGUCACUUCAGGUUUGAAAGCCAGGUGGUGAGGGUUAGCUCUUGCUCAUUCUCUCUCUCUACAUCUGAGCAGGUCAGUAAAAUAACUGCUUGCCACCUCUGUCCUCCAGCUGAGUGUCACUUCAAAACCUCCUAUGGAGUGUGCAAUGCCCCCAAGCCCCAAACCCCUUCAUUUUGAGCAGACUAUGCAAGCAUGUUGAGAAGCAGUGCUAUGUGUUGACCCAUAAAAAAAGAGUUCCCAGUUUCCAUCACAAAAAUUAAAGGGACCUCUGAGCUCAUGCAGAGAUUAUUUGGAGGCUAUUUAAGGUAAGGAAAUGCUAAUAUCCAGCUCUCAUACUUAAUGAGUAUUAUAAAAACCUUCUAUUGAUUAUCCAUGACCUGAAAAAAAAAUGUAACAGCUCAAUUUUAAUUAGAUCUGGUUAGGAAUGGAGCUAUAGAGAUUCUGUCCCUUGUGAUGGGGGUUGUGGGAGAGCAGCUGCAUCUGUGUGUUGCACAGAAGCUGGAGGGGUUGCGUGUGCUGACUGGGGACGCAAAUGUUAUCUUUGGGGAGAAAAGAGGGAGAGGGACAAGGACAGGAACAGAAUUAAUUUCAGCUAGUGACAACCAAGAGCUUUGAGGCUGGGGGAGGGUGUAAAUGCUUUUCCUCUUGAGCCUGGCUGAGAUAGUUGGUGGCUUCUGUUAGCAGUUCUUUCCUAUACCCUUGGCAUAGGCAUGACCUAUGAUUAUACAAAUGUCUCAUUGGAUAGAAAACCUCAUUGGCAGCUCCUAUCAUUUUUUCCCUGUGGAAAUCUAUUUGAGGAGUGUGAUGCUUGAGGCCUCAAGCUGCAGCUCUGCUGUUUUCUCAAUCCCAGGACAGUCUGGCUAAGCAGGUGAAAUGGUGUUUGUCUGUCUGUUCACGGGCUGUAGUUCACUGCCUCCCUAGAACCACUGUGUUAAUGCCUAUUGUGAUGUCUGCUGUGUCUUAAUGCUACACUGAGAAAACCUGUUUGAAUGUGACUUUUUUUUUUGCAUAGAAUCAGAAUUGUCUGUAUUAAAAUGUAUUUAUAAAAGAAAAUAAUCUAUUUUUUGUGCAAGGAAAGUAGGAUUCUAAUUAAUAUACCAUUGGGAGAACAUUAGAAACAUUUAUAUCAAGAUCAUUUAUAAUUCUUUGUAUCUUGUUAGUUACCUGAUGUGUUUCCUAGAAGAACAUCCACUGUGGCCCAUUCAGUGGCAAUGCAAUGCACUGUCAUGCAGAGAAAUCUGGUUUUCAGAAAACUGAGAGUCUUUUGUUUCCUUUUGGGACAGUAGGAAACUGAGGAGGCAGCCAAGAGAAAAAAGGGAACCUUGGCACCAGCUCCACUUCUGUGGCUUUGGCUCCAGUAACUAGUCUGUUUGACUUGUCUGCAGAUAGAUCAAUAGUGAGAGCAAAGAUUGAGACUUCAGGAUAAAGGAAAUGAAAUGCUACAACUUUAUUAGUCUUCCUAUAAGAGGAGAGAAGUAAAAUUAAUUUAUACAAGAAUGAAAUAGGGAGUACACUUGCUUAAAAUUAUUUAAUAUUGGCAGCUUAGUUGUAAAUGUGCAUACUAGGGACUAUGCUUAACUUUUUCCAUUACCUUGGAAAAUGGUUCCAAACAUGUCACUUUCAUUAGCAAGUGGUUCUUCUUCUGUAACAAACUGCAAACAUGUACAAAAGAAACAACCCCAAAACCUAAAUAAAUUAUUGAUCCUAGAAA
This is a messenger RNA of Pogoniulus pusillus (Red-fronted tinkerbird), 7130 nucleotides long. RefSeq names its product unc-119 lipid binding chaperone (gene UNC119). Bases 42 to 665 code for a protein of 207 amino acids. The transcript is spliced from 5 exons. Lineage: Eukaryota; Metazoa; Chordata; Aves; Piciformes; Lybiidae. Gene Ontology annotation, molecular function: lipid binding. The record is from RefSeq and is a predicted model, not a curated record. Gene Ontology annotation, cellular component: spindle midzone; spindle pole; intercellular bridge. Gene Ontology annotation, biological process: negative regulation of clathrin-dependent endocytosis; positive regulation of protein tyrosine kinase activity; visual perception.